Messenger RNA from Psilocybe cubensis, 804 nucleotides. RefSeq lists its product as uncharacterized. The transcript has 6 exons. The record is from RefSeq and is a predicted model, not a curated record. Lineage: Eukaryota; Fungi; Basidiomycota; Agaricomycetes; Agaricales; Agrocybaceae. Bases 1 to 804 code for a protein of 267 amino acids.
AUGGUAAACGGUCCCCCUACGCCUCCCGCAAUCACCCCAACAGAAUUACACGACGAAGCUCGAGUAAUGCCUACGGUCUUACUGGACACAGAUUCUUCCAGUGCUCCCCCACCAUCCGCAUUGAUUACAUCACACACCAUUCCUGAAUCCUACCGAAAUGCAAUUCCUCUAAUCUCUGAAGCAAUUUCACGGAAUGAUUAUACAGAAUUGAUCAAUAUAGCAGAGCGAACGGAUACCAAUUCUGCAAACGACCGCCAUCAAUCAAGGUUGUCGGUUAUUAGUCCUUUGGUCCUAAGUCAUCUUAUUCUUGAUGAUCUACCUGCUGCACUAUACGCUCUGCUUAGAUUACCAGAGAAUCUUGCUUUUCUUCCCGUCACGAAAGCUUUUUCUGCUUUGGUAACAGCAACAAUGAACAGGCAACACUCUAAUGUUUACGAUCAAGUGAAUACGUUGAAUGCACUUGUAGCAAACCACGAUUUCGUGGACAAAGAGUUGUCUGCGGUUAUCUCCCAAUUGCUCUCUGUCUUCAUAGAUAAUUUUCGACGAAGAACAUUUGCUUUGUUAACCAAGGCGUAUACAUCCUUACCUCUGUCAUUGGCAUGUUCCUACCUAGCUUUGUCGGCGGAGCAAGUAAUCGAAAUAGCGGCGCAGAAACAUUCAUGGUCCUAUGAUUCUUCUGCCCAAAUUCUAAGCCCCGCGAAAUUCCCCGAACUAAAAUCAGAAGACGGUGGCAAUUCUUUAAGGUUUUCAAACUUGGCCACUUUUCAGUUAGUGGCGGAUAGCGUGGCAAAGUUGGAAGGUUGA